ACAUUUGUCUGUUGUCUGAGCAACAAAUAAAUUUGUACAACAACCUAACAGAUAUUUCAGAAAGAGUUAAUGGCAAUAUAAAUAAGUUAAGUUAACUGAAAUUCUAUUCAAUAGAGGCAAUAUCGAACAAGCAAAAUGUUCAAAUCUUUAGUUGGGUUCAAUCACUCAAUCGGCCAUAAUCUCUUAAAUUAUUCGCUUUUCAGAAUGGCAUCGCAGCUGGUCAAAGUGCAAGUUAAACAGGGCAUUGUCGUUGGUAAACAAAAGCAAUUGCCGAAUGGCGGUGUUUAUCAGAGUUUCCAGGGUAUUCCAUAUGCCGUGCCACCUGUUGGUCCUCUGAGAUUUAAGUCUCCAUUGCCAUUGGAAAAAUUCGAUGUCGCAGAGUUGGAGUGUCUCAAAGAACGCGAUGUGUGUCAUCAACGUGAUCCUAUUACUACAGACAUCAUUGGCUCUGAAAAUUGUCUUUUCCUUAAUGUAUAUGCACCCAAGAAGGGUACAUCCUCGGGGCCCUUACCUGUUAUGGUCUGGAUUCAUGGCGGUGGUUUUUGGUUUGGAAAUGGUAACAGUGACUAUUACUUACCCUUAUCGCUGCUACAGGAAGACGUCAUCGUUGUCACACUCAACUAUCGUUUAGGGGCUUUGGGUUUUAUAAGCCUACCCGAAGAGGGUAUUUGGGGCAAUGCUGGCUUAAAAGAUCAGCGCUUAGCCUUACAAUGGAUACAAGAAAACAUUGCACAAUUCAAUGGUGAUCCGAAUAAUGUCACCCUCUUUGGCGAAUCGGCUGGAGCUGCUGCAGUUCAUCUACACAUGUAUGCAGAUCAUGCACACAAAUUAUUUCACAAAGCCAUAAUGCAAAGUGGUACUGCCAAUAUGGAAUGGGUAUUUCAAAAUAAUCCAGAAUACAAAGUUCGUAAACUUGCCAAGGAAAUGGGGAUACAGAGCACAACAGACACAAAGGAGCUCUUAAAAUUCCUUCAAUCACCAAAAAUCACACCUCUACAUAUGUUAGAAAAGACUUUAAGUACACUGACUGCCGAUGAAAGAAGACGUCAAUUGCCACUGCCGUUUAAGCCAGUCAUAGAAGAUUCUCAAAGUCCUGAUGCCUUCAUUAAACAACCCAUAUUGGAUAGACUAAAGCAAGCUGACAGUGUUGCUAUACCCAGUAUAAUGGGAUACAAUUCGGCCGAAGGUUUGGCCAUGAUGGUAAAUGCAAUGCGUAAAGUAGAGGAAUAUGACCGAGAUUUCAAACGCAUGGUUCCCCGCAACAUUCCCUUGAAUCCAGAUGAUCCUGAAUUGGAAAUUAUAGCCCGUCAAAUGCGAGAUUUCUAUAUGAAUGGACGGUCGCUGUCACCCAAAGUUUUUAAUGAAUUAGCAAAUAUUUUAACAGACUAUCACUUUGCAAUAGAUAUGCAACUGGCAGCUGAAUGGCAGGUGCGUCUACAACCUAAAUCUCCAUUGUAUUUCUAUCAAUUCGAUUACGUGGGAGGUCGUAAUUUCUACAAAACAAUACUGCAAAUGAGCAAACUGAAAGGAGCUUCACAUGGAGAUGAAUUGUUCUAUCUAUUCCAAAUGGCCGACAAUGAAGAUAUGGGCAGCGAAGAUGAUCGACGAACUACCAAGCAAAUGUCUGAGUUAUGGGCUAAUUUUGCCAAAACUGGUAAUCCCACACCCGAGCCUGGUGCUGUUGGUUGUACGUGGAAGGCUGUCAACACAGGACUGAGUGAAAAAGAUACCUUUAAUUUAAAUUACCUCCUGAUAAACGGCAAACAGUGCCAAAUGAAGGAAAAUCCCGACAAGGAACGCAUGGAAUUCUGGCGUGGCAUUUAUGAGAAAUAUUCCUCACCCAUUGAUUACUCCAAAUUAAGUUCAAAGUUGUAAAAAGGAAACAAUGGAAUAUGUUUUUUGUUACAUUUAAUGAAUUUGUAUUCUGUUUUGUUUUUCAUUUUAUGUUUAUAUCUAUAUAUAGGUAUUGUUUUAUUUAAUUUAAUUUAUUUGACUAGUUUGGGGUUCUUCUUACAUUCUUUUUUGUUUGUUUAAAUAUUGGUUUUUAAAAGCUUUGUACAAAUCAUAAAAAACGCAAAUAAACAAAUCAACUUCUUGGUUUCUCCUCUCUGUCUGUCUAUACAUAAA
Messenger RNA from Musca domestica (house fly), 2127 nucleotides. It is a transcript of the gene clt, whose product is annotated as carboxylic ester hydrolase. The record is from RefSeq and is a predicted model, not a curated record. The transcript is spliced from 5 exons. NCBI's taxonomy places the organism in Eukaryota, Metazoa, Arthropoda, Insecta, Diptera, Muscidae. The coding region runs from base 136 to 1875 and encodes 579 amino acids.